UGGCGGUAUCCCUUCGUGGGGUGGUAACUUUCCAGUUAUCAGUUAGCGCGGCCUUAGUGGAGGUCCUGCUGGAGGGGUUAUAAAGUGGUGAACGGUUCUUACAUCUGGAGAAAUCACCAUGUCUCAGUCCGGUGAAAAAGUUAAGCAGUUUGCAGACUCUGCUGGUGGAUAUGUGGGAUUUGCCAACCUACCAAAUCAGGUUCACCGAAAAUCUGUUAAGAAGGGCUUUGAGUUUACUCUAAUGGUUGUAGGUGAAUCUGGCUUGGGAAAGUCCACAUUAAUCAACAGCUUGUUUUUAACCGAUCUCUACCCAGAACGGUACAUUCCUGGGGCUGCAGAAAAAAUUGAAAGAACAGUACAGAUUGAAGCAUCUACUGUAGAAAUUGAAGAGCGUGGAGUAAAGCUAAGAUUAACAGUUGUUGACACACCAGGAUACGGUGAUGCUAUCAAUAGCCAGGACUGUUUCAAGACAAUAAUUCACUACAUUGACAAUCAGUUUGAACGGUACCUUCAUGAUGAAAGUGGUUUAAACCGAAGACACAUUGUGGACAACCGUGUUCAUUGCUGCUUCUAUUUCAUAUCGCCCUUUGGGCAUGGACUGAAACCUCUGGAUGUUGAGUUCAUGAAAGCUCUGCAUAGCAAAGUAAACAUUGUCCCAGUGAUUGCUAAAGCUGACACCUUAACCUUGAAAGAGAGAGAGAGGCUCAAGAGAAGGGUUCUGGAUGAAAUUGCAGAGCAUGGCAUUCGGAUCUAUCAGCUGCCAGAUGCAGAUUCUGAUGAGGAUGAAGAAUUUAAAGAGCAAACAAGAGUAUUAAAGGCCAGCAUUCCAUUUGCAGUUAUUGGUUCCAACCAGCUGAUAGAGGUCAAAGGUAAAAAGAUCCGUGGCCGUCUUUACCCUUGGGGUGUGGUUGAAGUGGAGAAUCCAGAGCAUAAUGAUUUCCUGAAGCUGCGGACCAUGCUUGUCACGCACAUGCAAGACCUACAGGAAGUGACGCAGGACUUGCACUAUGAAAAUUUCCGCUCUGAGAGGUUAAAGCGAACUGGCAGGCCAGUAGAGGAAGAGGUGGUUGACAAGGACAGAAUCUUAAUGCAGAAGGAGGCUGAGUUACGUCGCAUGCAGGAAAUGAUCGCCCAGAUGCAGGCCCAGAUGAGAAGGAAGCCUGCUGCAGAUGAGUGACCAGUAACGAAGCCAACUACUUCCUGCAGAACAGAGCAGGAUAUCCAUCUGAGAACACUAUUAAAGACACAGGAUGCCACAACUUGGAUGGAGUCUGUAUGGCAGGAAAUACCAUACAUAGCAAGCAAGCCAUUCUUUCAAGGGUUAUGGAAAACUGUUUGGUAUUGGAAUCUCAGCCACAGAUUGUUGUUUUCCUCACCAGAUUUAUGCUUUUGUACUUUGGUGGAGGACAAUUGUCUGCAUUUAUACUGUGCUUGUGUACUAUUUUUUAGUGUUUUGUAUUUGAAAUGUUGUAUCCUGGUUUGCAAGUGCAGACCUCACAUUUUCAAUGUUUUACUUGCAAAAUAUAAUUUUAUCACUUUAGGAUUUUUUUAGGAAUCUAUGUAUACAUAAACUGAGUAGAGCACAUCCACAUCUAUGAUUUGCACAUUUGUAAACUGGGAAUUUUAAAACAAUUUAAUUAUGUUUUGAACCAUAACAAUGUAGAUGUAUAAAAGUCACAGACUUUGUUACCUGUGCUUCAAUCACUCCUUAAUGCAGCAAGAAAAAUUUUUAAAGCCUCAGUUACUAAAAAUAUAGCUGAAAAUGGCAGCAGCAUAAGGCUUGAAUAGAGCGGUUGUAUUUGUGCAAUUACUGCACUUAACCUUUAUUUUCAAUAGUAUCCAGAAUGGGUAACUUGGGUAUUCCAGGUUUUGAGGCCAUAUUUCUGUCAGUCGUUAGUAACUUGUAUGUCUUCAAAACACUGCGUAACCUAACUUAGAGAUUAUCAGUAGCCAGCCCAUGUUUUAUUCAUGGGUAAGACAGCAGUGUAGAAUCCUUGCUUUCAGGGCUAAUCCACUGAAGUACUAAAAACACUAAGUUAAUAAUACCUGAAAUACAGGGGAAACAGGAUACAUUCCAAAGUAAUGUUAAUGUUUUGUAUGUGCCUAAUGUCAAAAAUGCCUUUCUGGGAGUUUUGAAAGUUAAACAAGUUUUGUUUUUGAUGAAUUUUGCAUGUUGCUUUUGUUGGAAGACUUUCCUAAGAGUAUCUAUGCAGUAAGAACGCCAAUAUCUCAGUGCUGUACAGGUCAGUACUGACAGUAUUUAACACUAUUACUGUUUCUUUUAUUAUGUCAACUGUACAGAAAUUAAAAUUUGCUUUAUACAAAAGUUGUGGAAGUAUAAA
Messenger RNA from Protopterus annectens (West African lungfish), 2342 nucleotides. RefSeq names its product septin 2 (gene SEPTIN2). Gene Ontology annotation, biological process: cytoskeleton-dependent cytokinesis; regulation of exocytosis; cell division. Gene Ontology annotation, molecular function: GTP binding; molecular adaptor activity; GTPase activity. The coding region runs from base 119 to 1177 and encodes 352 amino acids. The transcript is spliced from 13 exons. The record is from RefSeq and is a predicted model, not a curated record. Gene Ontology annotation, cellular component: septin ring; synaptic vesicle; microtubule cytoskeleton. Lineage: Eukaryota; Metazoa; Chordata; Ceratodontiformes; Protopteridae.